Messenger RNA from Apodemus sylvaticus (European woodmouse), 2626 nucleotides. RefSeq names its product rho GTPase-activating protein 20-like. Gene Ontology annotation, biological process: signal transduction. The coding region runs from base 774 to 2279 and encodes 501 amino acids. The record is from RefSeq and is a predicted model, not a curated record. Gene Ontology annotation, molecular function: GTPase activator activity. Lineage: Eukaryota; Metazoa; Chordata; Mammalia; Rodentia; Muridae. The transcript has 13 exons.
UCUAUUUAUAUUAUUGUUUCAAUGGAUCCAUAAUUCUGUAUGCAAUAAUUAUGUUGUGGAACUUCUUUCCAGUAUCUGGCCUAUUUUCCAGGUUAGACCCAUCUUCAUCUUCUCCACAGAAUGGUUAUCGCUAAAUGAAAGCCAAUGGUUGUGUGUACUCCUAGGCACCCUCAAAGCCUCUCUGUUUUUUGUUUCUUGGGGUUUAUUUUGGCUAUUUUUCUCACUGUUGCUGAAAUAACUAUAUUUUUCAAAUGUUCUUUAUCAAGUCAUCAUAAUCACAGUGAGUAUAUGACUCUAUGGGUUCAAGGUUGUGUGUUCAUGUCAAAUCAAUAUUCAAUAUCCCACUGAUAGACGGAGAGACCCUUGUGGGUCAUUUUGUAAUAAUAUUGGUCUUGGUUAGUGUUGAUGGCCGAAUGCAAUUUCUUAUUCUAUAAGAAUAAGACCAGUAUUCUUGGUGGAUCAAUAGACGGAGUUUACUUCAGAGAGGAAAGGCAAGUACUUCUUGAUUUUCUUCUGAAAUCAGUCCUGAUGACUCAAAUCUGUGGUCAGAAUAUAUGCCAUUCAUACUAGUCCUAAUAAUUUUCCUGCUAGAGAGCUGGAAAUUGUAAGUAAAGAAAAUCACUAUAUUAUACAGGAUUCUACUGUCAGAUUAUUUGUGACAGUUGGUUCUUUUUGGCUCUCAGAACAAUGGAGAUUACCAACUCUGGUUCCAUCCUGGCCAUGCAGAAGCUCCAAGACCACUGCAAGGUUAUGAGUAUCUACAGGAGGUCAUAAUGACCCACCUUCAACACACCUACAGUAGAGUAAAUUCAAAAAAUUCUACAGCUUUUCCUCUCUUGCCUGGAUUGCUUAGGCAAGACCUAAACUUGGAGGGGCAAUUCAUUUUAAAGCCCCGAUACUCAGCUAUAAGCCAGCAGCAGAAAUCAACGGAAAUACUGAAGAAGAAGGAAAGAACUUAUAGGACACGAUGCUUCCCCAGGGCCUAUGUGCCCCAUGAGGACCAAGGGUACACUGUCCCAAAAGUUAAGAAGAAGGGAAAACUCUUUGGUAGAGAGUUGAAUUGGAUCUGUAAGGAUGGAAAAUGGCCCACCGAAAUUCUGGACAUCCUGUCCCUCUUAAGAGAAAAGGGCCCUACAGCAGUAGGUAUAUUUAGUAUAGCUCCUAGUGAUGUAUUGUGCAAAGGAGUGAAAGAAAAACUCGACUCUGGGCAAAAGGUGAAUAUAAGAAAACACUCGGUGCACCUGGCAAGCUGGAUUCUAAAGGAGUUUCUUCAAAUGAUUAAAGGCAGUCUAUUGACCUCUCAGCUGUAUGAGCACUGGCUUUCCAUACCCGAAAUGGUCAGCAAUGAAGAAAAACUAUCAACAGCAAAGAGGCUUUUAGAAGAACUCCCGCCACUGAAUGCUGCAUUCCUGAGACAGAUGUUUAGAAUUCUAAAUAAAAUAGCCAGAAAUUCCUCGAUAAACCACAUGCCAGCAUACAGUCUCUCUGCUGCAAUAGCGCCAUUUCUUUUAUGCCUUCCUAGAUAUGGAAAUAAAGUACUGGCUACUGAUAUUUCCAAAAAGAUUUCUCUCGUAACAUUCCUCAUAGAUAAUUCUCCGAAACUGUUCGGGCUAGAUAUUGUUGCACUAUGGUAUGAAACCUCGUUUUAUCAUGGACCCGGAGGAAAUACCUCAUGUGACCAGGUUACUACAUCUAAUAUCAUCACCCGAAAUGAACCAGAACAUGGAGCCAGCAGCUGCCCCAAGGGGAGGACAUACACCCCUGACCAUGAUGAACCAGUAAUAAGUCAAGUGACUCCUCCUCUCUCUGAGGGCACUAACGAAUCAGAGACUCAAGAAGAUAAUAUGAAUGCAACCCAGCAAACAACUUCUCAAACUCCUACUGCACCACCAAAAAACCAAGUAUUUCGUACUUGUCCACGGUUUAUAUGCUUGGACAAAAUGCUACCUUCUAUACUUGAUAUGAUAUCGGUCAUUGAGGAAAAAGGACCAGAAUCAGAAGAAGUAUUCCAAUCCAUUUCCGAUAGAUCACACUUGGUCCUGAAGGAUAAGAUCUAUACUGAGCAACACAUCAAUUGGGACCAAGAAUCCGUACUCACAGUAGCUUACCUUUUAAAGGAUUUUAUUAGAAACAUACAAGGAAGCUUACUUUAUUCAGAUUUGUAUGAAAAUUGGCUUAGUGUCCUUGAUGAAGAAUCCCUGCUUGGAAAAAUUUCAACUAUACGAAGCCCCACAUGUGUUAUGGGAUCAGACUUGUGUGAACUCAUUAUUUGGAAGUGACAUUCCAAAAAAGAUCUCUGUUAUACAAAUCAUGAUUGAUAACUUUGCAGAUAUAUUUGGAGAAGAUGACCCUAUAAUUUGUGACAACAGUCAGAAGAGGUCAGAUGACAUAAAGACUACAGUAAAUACUGCUGCAGGGGACAACGAAACAACUGCAACAUAUGACUUUCCACAAAGGAAACUUCCUCAUGACUAAAGAAGGUUCCUGUCAUUCUAUUUCAAUAAAAGAAACAACUUCAAUUAUACAUUUACCCAUAUUAUUUAUUACAAAUAGAUUCACUCACUAUUUAUUUCAAGUUAUGUAUUACAUAUUCUUAUCUAUUAUAAUAAAUUGAAUUAAAUUGUUA